Molecule: messenger RNA, 2529 nt
Organism: Jaculus jaculus (lesser Egyptian jerboa)
Lineage: Eukaryota; Metazoa; Chordata; Mammalia; Rodentia; Dipodidae
Product: chloride channel protein ClC-Ka
Exons: 21
Coding region: 158-2221 (687 amino acids)
Biological process (GO): chloride transport; transmembrane transport
Cellular component (GO): membrane
Molecular function (GO): voltage-gated chloride channel activity
Source: RefSeq, a predicted model, not a curated record
GGCUCUGUUAGAGGAGGGCCGGUUGAGGACUCUGCGGGCUGCACUGACAGGUGACAGAGCCUCGUGAAGAAAGUACCUCAGGACAGUGAAGUCCCCUGAGAACGCCCCCAUCCAGGAGCGUGCGGCUUGGCUUUCCCUUCUGUGUGAGAGAGAAUCAAUGGAGGAGCUGGUGGGGCUGCGUGAGGGUUCCACGGGGAAGCCAGUGAGCCUACCCGAGCUGUGGGGCCCAUGUCCCCGCAUCCGCCAAGGCAUCCGAGGUGGCCUGGAGUGGCUGAAGCAGCGACUGUUCCGCGUGGGCGAGGACUGGUACUUCCUGGCGGCCCUCGGGGUGCUCAUGGCUCUGAUCAGCUAUGCCAUGAACUUUGCCAUCGGGCGUGUGGUCCGAGCACACCAGUGGCUAUACAGGGAAGUUGGGGACAGCCACCUGCUUCGGUAUCUGUCCUGGGCUGUGUAUCCUGUGGCCCUCCUGUCCUUCUCCUCGGGCUUCUCACAGAGCAUCACGCCCUUCUCUGGAGGGUCUGGACUCCCAGAACUGAAGACCAUGUUGUCAGGUGUGGUCUUGGAGAACUACCUGGACAUCAAGAACUUCGGGGCCAAGGUGGCGGGCCUUUCCUGCACCCUGGCCACAGGCAGCACCAUCUUCCUGGGCAAAGUGGGCCCCUUCACACAUCUGAGUGUGAUGAUUGCUGCCUACCUGGGCCGUGUGCGCACCAGGGCUAUUGGGGAAUCUGAGAAUAAGAGAAAAGAAAUCGAAAUGCUGACAGCUGCAGCGGCAGUGGGUGUGGCCACUGUCUUUGCAGCCCCAUUCAGUGGUGUCCUGUUCAGCAUCGAGGUCACGUCCUCCCACUUCUCUGUCUGGAAUUACUGGAGGGGCUUCUUUGCCGCCACCUGUGGGGCCUUCACGUUCCGUCUCCUGGCGGUCUUCAACAGCGAGCAGGAGACCAUCACGUCCAUCUACAAGACCCGUUUCCGGGUGGAUGUGCCUUUUGACUUGCCUGAGAUCUUCUUUUUUGUGGCCCUGGGGGCCAUCUGUGGUGUCCUGAGUUGUGCGUACCUCUUCUGCCAGCGGAAUUUCCUCCGCUUCAUGAAGACUAACCGGUUCACCUCCAAACUGCUGGCCACCAGCAAGCCUCUGUACGCGGCUCUGGCUGCCCUGAUCCUGGCUUCCAUCACCUAUCCCCCCGGCGUGGGCCGCUUCAUGGCUUCUCGGCUGUCUAUGGGACAGCAUUUGGCCUCACUCUUUGACAACAACUCAUGGGCACUGAUGACCCGGAACUCAUCCCCACCCUGGCCGGCUGAGCUCGACCCCCAGAACCUAUGGUUUGAAUGGUACCACCCACGAUUCACAAUCUUUGGGACACUGGCCUUCUUUCUGGUCAUGAAGUUCUGGAUGCUGAUUCUGGCCACCACGAUCCCCAUGCCUGCGGGCUACUUCAUGCCCAUCUUCAUCAUUGGAGCUGCCAUCGGACGCCUCUUGGGAGAGGCGCUCUCUGUCGCUUUCCCAGAGGGCAUCGUGUCUGGAGGCGUGGUCAAUCCCAUCAUGCCUGGAGGUUAUGCGCUGGCCGGGGCUGCGGCCUUCUCAGGGGCAGUGACCCAAACCAUCUCCACGGCAUUGCUGGCCUUCGAGUUGACUGGCCAGAUCGUCCAUGCAUUGCCUGUGUUGAUGGCAGUGCUGGCGGCCAAUGUCAUCUCCCAGAACUUCCAGCCCUCCUUCUACAACGGCACCAUCAUGGCCAAGAAACUGCCAUACUUGCCAAGGAUUCGGAGCCGCAAGAUUGGCUCCUACCCUGUGAUCGUGGAGCACUUCAUGAACACCUCCAUCACCACGCUGGCCAAGGACAUGCCCCUGGAGGAGGUGCUAAAGGUCGUGACCUCCACAGAUGUGACCCGAUACGCCCUGGUGGAGAGCGCAGAGUCCCAGAUCUUGGUGGGUACUGUGGAAAGGACCCAGUUGGUACAGGCCCUCCAGGCUGAGCCAGCUUCCUGGACUCCAGGCCAACAGUACUGUCUCCAGGACAUCUUGGCUGGGGGCUGCCCCACACAGCCAGUGACCCUGAAGCUGUCCCCAGAGACCUCUAUACACCAGACACACAGCCUCUUUGACCUGUUGAACCUUCAGUUGCUGUUCGUGACGUCACAAGGAAGAGCUGUGGGCUCUGUGUCCUGGGUGGAGUUGAAGAAAGCAAUUUCUACCCUGAUCAAUCCACCUGCCCCCAAGUGAGCAAGUCUGGGGGUCAGAAGAGGGUGCCCCACUGCCUGGUGCCUGGGGCAGCCCCCCCCUUCCCCAUCACUACCGUGAUCCUCCAUCCCAGCGAAGCUCCUUGGCACAACAGACAGCUCUACCCAGCCCUGAAGAGGACCCCACUCAUUGCGUCCCAUUGGUGGAGGGACAAAUCACACCCUGGACGGAGCUGGGAGCGUGAAUAAAGACACUGAUAUAUUCCUUCUCCAAGGACAGACAUUUGGGCCUUCUGGGGGUGGUCUAUUCCCAAUGAGAAACUCCUGAGAAAAAUAAAGUUCAUGCCCAGA